This is a messenger RNA of Vicia faba (fava bean), 621 nucleotides long. The record is from the annotation of a GenBank genome assembly. NCBI's taxonomy places the organism in Eukaryota, Viridiplantae, Streptophyta, Magnoliopsida, Fabales, Fabaceae.
AUGGCGGGUAAUAAGAAAACUAUUCAAUUCCUCUUUCCCUUCUACCAUUUCUUCAACAAAACCCCAAACCAUUAUUUCCAUUUCUUCCAUCAUCUACCCCCUCCUUCGCCGGAGUACCCCCAUCCAACCGCUACGCUCUUCAUUUCCGCCCACACCUUCCCAGUUUCCCCUAUCGCCGGACCGUUCCAGAUCUGCAGCCGAUCAUCUUCUCCAACCCUCCCACCUGGUCUGCGCAGGUCUAAUUCCAUUUCCGACCGGUUAACUAGUCCGCUCCGUUCGUCAGUCACCGGGCCCACAGAAGAGUCCCACCGACAUCUGCGCCGGUCUAUUCCAAACCAUCACUAUCCCGGUACCAUGGGCACCAAAAGACAGCGCCCCACUAAUAAGGUCAGUACUUUUCGAGCUCCUGCCCCUGCUACUGCUAAUGCGCCUGCACCUCCUCCUGAUUUGGUUGACAUAGUAGCGCGUUUGGACCGCAUCGAGGCGCGUCAGCAGCGUAUUGAGGCGAGCCAGCAACGUAUUGAAGCAAGCCAAGAGCGUAUCGAGACUGCUAUCCACCAGCGCUUUGAUGAGCUCUUCUGCAUCAUGGAAGCUCAAAACCCCCAACCAUCUACUCCAUGA